Messenger RNA from Mycena indigotica, 1656 nucleotides. RefSeq lists its product as uncharacterized. NCBI's taxonomy places the organism in Eukaryota, Fungi, Basidiomycota, Agaricomycetes, Agaricales, Mycenaceae. The coding region runs from base 1 to 1656 and encodes 551 amino acids. The record is from RefSeq and is a predicted model, not a curated record. The transcript is spliced from 6 exons.
AUGUUCAACAACGGAGGCUACAACACUGCCGGAUUCAUACCUCCACCUCUAAGUCUCCCUCGGACGCUUCCACCCAACUUCGGGCCCGGGGUUCAAGUUCCCAGCAGGGCCAGCACUCAGUAUAUGAACCCUCACCCAUUGGCCCCACAGCCCAACCUGCAGGCUGGACGACUCCCUCCACAAUUGAUGGCCGUCGAUGAACCGAUGCCAAUGGCGUCCGAGAACACUCCCCGCUUCAGGACCAACGCUGCGUUGUUCAACGACCCUGAAUACCUCAACCUCCUCAAUCGAAGCUCGAAUCCACAUUCGCCGAGUCCGUUCAAUUACAGCCAUCGGCAGGCACCAGUACCAGCGGGUUACGGCCCUCAGCCCCCGGCUUUCGCUCAUGGCCCGAUGGGAGGGUUUCCCGCCAGCCUCCCGGUCCAACAGCCAGAUACGACUAUGAUUCCGAGUUAUGGGCUCGACUCUCAUGAUUUUGAUCCUGAGCCGGAUCCGGACUCUAGGACUCUAAGGUGGAUCCAGUCGCAGGCUCAAUUUAUUAGUACUCAGGUCCUCCGAGUCGCCGAUUCUCCGGAUGUUCCAGGCUCCAAACAGACCAACACUGACUUUAUGGCUAAUACUAAUCUUCAAGUUCCAGGCUAUACGAGCCCUCACGUUGCGCUGGAUGGCGGCGCUGCUUGGACUGGUGUCGCUCCUACCAGUGGUAGCCAAUGGCACUCAAACCCUCCGCCAUCUCCAUAUUCAAGUUUUCCUAGCCGCCAAAACCAGGCUCCCGUCGUCGGUCCCGGGCCAUUGCAGUCCAACUUGAACUAUCAUACACCACCCCACCCACCACCACCGCUGGCACCACACAAUCCAACUGCUAACGCAUUUACGCCGGAAACGGCCUCGCAUCUCUCUUCCGGAAGUUUCCAGCCAACGACCGCCAGCCGCAAUGAACGGACGAUCAACCCACCCAAAUUUGGACGCGCUGCGUACCUCCACUUUCGCGACACAUAUGGGAGUGGUGCUGCCCAAGCCGUUGGCACCGGUAGCGGCCGGCACACACACACUCCGCAUAUUCGGAGCCCCCUCGGCCUCUCCCAGACGCAGCCAGUCGCUGGGCCAUCCCGCCCUAUUAGCUUGGAUCACGCGCCACACAAUUCGAUGGAGUUCAGCUCCACGCCAACAAGCGUGAACAUUCCGCCAGAACCGAUGCUGGUAGACGAAGAACGCCACAACACGGCUUCAGCAUUUACAUCGUCUUCGGCCGCCGAAUCAGAGUCAGAUGGCAGUGACUCUGAAGCUGAGUCUGAGACUAGCACUGAGCGCGGCGGUGAACCAGCCACUGCGCAUGAACAUCACCCGCCCCUGCCACGGUUUAGCUACGGGCCCAGUGGUUUGCCCCCAAGGCUCCAAAAGGAAUACGAUGCUCUUGUAGAAGGCUUCCGACAGCAGCUGGACAGAGUUUCCGCUCAGCUCGACGCCGACAUAGAGGCCCUUGCAGUGCAUAAAACACAACACGAUGCUAGCACGGUCGAUAGCCAGACACACUGGGAUUGGCAAUCGAAAGCUGAAAUACUGCAGAAGAUGGUUGAGAGUGGUCGUCGACAGAAGGGUGAGCUGACGUCCAUCGUCGACAACCUCAAAGAUGGUGCAUCAGGCCGUCAGGCAUAA